Messenger RNA from Eimeria mitis, 615 nucleotides. RefSeq lists its product as uncharacterized. Gene Ontology annotation, cellular component: 90S preribosome; nucleolus; small-subunit processome. NCBI's taxonomy places the organism in Eukaryota, Apicomplexa, Conoidasida, Eucoccidiorida, Eimeriidae. The record is from RefSeq and is a predicted model, not a curated record. The transcript is spliced from 2 exons. Bases 1 to 615 code for a protein of 204 amino acids.
AUGAGCACCCAGGCUCUACAGCGGCGAGCACAGAAGAAACGCCAAAGAGAUGCAAAAGCUGCAGAGGAAGGAGAGGGAAAAGCAACGAAGAAGCAGGGCACAGCAGCAGCAGAGUUGCUGCCACUCGUAUACGAGUGUGUUGAUCGUGUGGCUCGGGUGAUGGUGCAGCACGCGACCUUCUCAGCUGUCAGUCAGAAGCUUUCAUCCAUCUGCGCCGACGUCUACGUCUCCUUUCUCCUCAACUUUCCCAUGACGCAGCGACUGCAACAAAGACGCGUCUUCUUUCUUUUUCAGCAGCAAAAAUUCUCUGAUGUCUACGGAAGACGGGCGGCCAUUGCAGCACUUCACAAAGUGGUGGUGGGUUGGAAAGCUCGGCGGUUCCCAGCAGAGCUGUUCAUGGAGCGAUACGGAAAGGUGGCGCUGCUGACGUGCUGCUCAACGCUAGCAACAGAAACAGACCAAACGGCGCAUGCGCUGCUGCAGCAAGUCGUGCGAGAAGUGCUGCAGCUCGUUGAAGUUGCAGAUGAUCCCGUUUUACGUCUGCAAGACCAGCUGAAGACUGUCGCCAAGUACGCACAGCCAUCAAAUAUUUCGCUUCUAAUAUUUUAUUUAUAA